Macadamia integrifolia is the source of this 1669-nucleotide messenger RNA. Its product is annotated as ribokinase-like. The coding region runs from base 307 to 1470 and encodes 387 amino acids. Gene Ontology annotation, molecular function: kinase activity. NCBI's taxonomy places the organism in Eukaryota, Viridiplantae, Streptophyta, Magnoliopsida, Proteales, Proteaceae. The transcript is spliced from 12 exons. The record is from RefSeq and is a predicted model, not a curated record.
UCCACCCAACUCCAAUUCUCCAAUUUACCAAAAAAAAAAAACUCCAAUUCUCCGACAAGUCACAACUCAACUCAUUCUUCACUGCAGAAAAGCCCAGAAGAAGAUGAUAAUAAUAAAUAUGUAAUAUUGUAAUGUGAAGUAAUCUGGUGUCACACACUACCGUUGACGCCUAAGAGUAACACCACGCGUUUCACAACCUGACUCUUCCCCUUCUUCUUCUUCUUCUUCUUCUUCUUGCGUUGACGGUUCACGAUACCAGGAGUUGCAGUACCACAGGAAGUUGAACUGAGGAAGAAGUGGUGGAACAUGUCGUCGUCAUCUCCGUCGUACCAGCUGCCAUCACCAGAAGGAGCUUCACCUUCACCUUCACCUUCGCUUCCUCCACUCCCUGAGAAGCGCAUCGUUUUGGGUUGCGGCGGUGCAGGGAUGGAUUUCUUGGCUGCGGUGGCUGCUUUUCCUAAACCCGAUGAGAAGAUUCGCUGCACCAAUUCGAAGUUUCAAGGGGGUGGCAAUGCUGCGAAUGCCUUGACUUGUGCUGCUCGUUUGGGUCUCAGUCCAAGGCUCAUUUCUAAGAUUGCUGAUGAUACUCAAGGGAGAGCUGUACUGGAGGAGUUAAAAGCUGAAGGUGUAGAUACUUCUUAUAUUUUGGUUUCUAAGGGUGGAAAUUCACCAUUCACCUAUGUUAUUGUUGACACCCAAACGAAGACCCGUACAUGUAUUUUCUCUCCAGGAAACCCUCCCAUGGUGCCAGAUGAUCUUUCUCUAGCAAGCUUAUCAUCUGCAUUGGAUGAAGCAAGAUUUGUAUACUUUGAUGGUAGAUUUCCAGAGGCUGCUUUGAUUGUUGCACAAGAGGCAACUCGAAGGAAAAUUCCUAUUUUAAUUGAUGCUGAAAGGCCCAGGGAAGGAUUGGAUGAUAUUCUGUGUUUAGCAGAUUAUAUUGUAUGCACAGCGAAAUUUCCUCAGGCAUGGACAAAGGCACCAUCAAUUCCAAGUGCACUGGUAUCCAUUCUUCUGAGAUUGCCAAAUGUCAAAUUUGUGAUCGUGACCCUUGGAGUAGAUGGCUGCAUAAUGCUUGAUAGACGUGUAGAAGCAGAAGUUCCUGAGCUGGACGAGAUUGAGGUGGAUGGUAUGGUUGAAUUAUUGAAGCAGAAAAUUGAUGGCGAAAACACUAUCCCAACAUGUCUUCCAUCCAAGUCAAUGAUGAGGUUGAGAGCAGAUGGGAUUGGGAGGGUGAAUGGGAAGUUACUAGUGGGAACGGCUGAGAAGAUACCAGCUUCAGAGCUUGUUGACACCACUGGUGCUGGAGAUGCAUUUAUUGGAGCAAUUCUUUAUGCUAUUUGUGCAGAUAUGCCACCAGAGAAAAUGCUGCCCUUUGCUGCUCAAGUGGCAGCAGCUGGAUGCAGAGCUUUAGGGGCUCGAAGUGGUCUUCCAUGGCGAACAGAUCCACGCCUGGGUCCAUUUUUAUGUUAGAGCAUCAACCUAUUAGCAGUUUGUAUUGGAAAUCAAAUAUAGUGUAGUUGGCAGAUGAGCUCAUCUGCCCAAGCACCCCCAAAAGAUGCCACUUCUGGAGUUGUUUCUGCAUUUGUUGUAACAGUAAGCAAUCAAGCAUAUUGUAUAUUUGGUGUUUUACCUAAUAAAAUUCGGGAUGAUGAAAUUUGCUUGGUGGAAA